This is a messenger RNA of Frankliniella occidentalis (western flower thrips), 3709 nucleotides long. Its product is annotated as mucin-5AC. Gene Ontology annotation, biological process: negative regulation of transcription by RNA polymerase II. NCBI's taxonomy places the organism in Eukaryota, Metazoa, Arthropoda, Insecta, Thysanoptera, Thripidae. Gene Ontology annotation, cellular component: Sin3-type complex. The transcript has 19 exons. The coding region runs from base 162 to 3596 and encodes 1144 amino acids. The record is from RefSeq and is a predicted model, not a curated record.
ACUCCACCUCUUUGAAAGUGGCGUGGCAGAGCGUAGUGUAGUGGCGUCGGUGAAAAGUCGUCAGCUGUGUAAUUUUUGGACGCUUCGUUUUGAUCAACUUAUCGAGAAAGUGUAUACAUUACGGAUGUAGUAAAUACGCCUAAGAUAAAGAAAAUUUCACGAUGCAGUCGAGUGGUCCACCUAGCACCACGGCUGGUUCUGCAGGACCCACCAACACAACAUCUCAAUCCGUUGGUACAAUUGCUACCAAGCCAGGUAAAGCUGGAAAUGUCAUCAGACCUGGUCAACAAACAUCAUAUCAUGUUCCCAGAGGAGCUGCAGCAGUCGCUAGUAUUGCCAUGCCAAGACCAUCUUCUUUAGCAACUGUACGUGCAGGGCCUACUGGAAGCCUUGUGAGUAUUCGAGGAUCCAGCCGAGUUCCCAGUCCAGCACCCCACCAACCUGGUCAGCAGGGUCCUCGCACUAGACCAGCAAGCUCUCCAGCCCAUUCAGGUACCCGCCCUCUUACCCCCCAGCGUUCAGAUACUCCCCGACCAGCAUUGAAUACUAGCCUGGAAAAAACGUUUGGGAAGAGCACUGUCCCUCUUGCUCAAGUGCAAGCCCGCACCACUCCUCUUGUUGGCCAAGGCAGGAUUGCAGCUCCACCUGCACUAUCUGCUCAGCCUGUGCAAAUCGUCACACAGGCUGUAACACUUGCAACCUGUCCACCCGUUGCUCAACCGGGCACACCUAUUCAGGUUGUGACUCAAGGUGUGACGCCCAUGCAAGUUGUGACUCAGACAGCUCAUGGAACUUCUACGUCUGCUGGUAUACAACCUACAUUGUCCAGUGUGAGCUCAGUUGCCGGGAAGCCGCGACCGAUCUCUCAGGGGACACAGGCUGGAACAGUAACUACCAUCCCAACAAAUACACCAGCGGUAGUCUUAGCAGCUCCUGCUCGACUUGCUUCUCCUGGGUUGAUAGGAGUACAGACUGGUACAGCUCGUCUUGCAGUUGCAACAGCACUACCUGCCUCAGGUGCAAGGAUUGUCAGCCCAUCGGCUCGGGUGCCACAGGGACGAACUGUCACUUAUACAACUCCUGUUCGUUUGGGUGGCCGCGGAGUCGUCUCCCUGCAUCCUGUGCUUGGUGUGGCUCCUCUGAAACCAGCUCCGGCACCAACAUCAGCAGCCUCCAGCCAAGCCCAGGCCGGAGGACAAGCUAGUGGUCAGGUGUCCGUGGUGACUUCACAACCCACCACCUUGCCAUCGCUUCAGCCUGCUCCUGUGCGCACCCUUCCCGGCCAGCAGAAGGUCAUGGCGUCCGCCGUGGUUACCGUGGCGGCGGUCGGGGGAGGCCCCCUACGCUCUGUAGUGGCAUCCGUGCCCCCGGGCGUAACGGCUGCUUCCUCUUUGGCUCCAGUGUCAUCUAUUUCUACAGCCCCGUCGUCAACCUCGACUGCAAAAGCGGUCGCUGCUCGCCCAGUUGCAGUGGCAGGUCAACAAGUUCGUCCUGCUCCUGGACAGCCAAGUGUCUACAUUCAGACAGCACCUCACAGAGCAUCUCCAGGGCCGGCAGGGGAACGCACCGGUACUUUCCCUAUACAACCGGCUGCCUAUUUCUACGAGGCACCUUCAGGGUCCUUCCAGGUGGCAAACGUUCAAGGACGUACUUAUGCAGGUGGCCCUCCAUACAUAGUUCAAGCCACAACUGCCAGGCCUGUCGCAGGUGGUCCUCAACAACUGCAUGCUAUCGCGUCGACCGCGGGCCCAACGGCCUCGGGCGCGGGCACCACCAGCAGCGUCCCGGUGGCUACGAGCGUGGUGACGAGCGUGGUGAGCAGCGCGUCCGGCAGCGCGGUGAGCACCAUCACGGGCAGCGUGGUGAGCACGGUGACCGCGGGCCAGCCCGGCCAGCCGCCGCGCUUCAACUCCAUCAUGGUGCUGGACCCCUCGCGCACCGCCCUGCCCAUCCACGCCGUCGUCCCCGCCGAAGGUGGGGCUACAGGGACGACGUACAUCGCAGCCGAUGGCAGCCUCCUGCCGGUGCAGACCCUCCCCGUCCCGGUGUCGGGCGCGGCCACCCAGGCCGCCUCCAACGCCCCAGCAGCCUCCCAGUCCAGCACGGAGACCCAGCAGUCGCACGCCCCGACUCAGAUUGUCACCCAGGUCGCGUCGGUCGUGUCUCAAGCCGUGACGUCGUCCACCACUGGCCACCUGCCGGUGCAGAUUCAGAUGGUGCCUACCCCAGUCCACAUCCAGAUGCACCCGCAGACGCAGGCUCAGAUGGCUAACCCCAUUCAGCAUUCAGGCGCUCAAACCGUCACCACCUCCCACGUUUCGGUUCAUGCUUCGCAUCCUACUUCCCUCGCCAGCCAUCAGUCAUCUCAUGUGCACCCUCCAUCCUCUACGCCCUCAGUGUCCAUGUCUUUGGCCCUGUCUCAUCAGGUACUGUCUCAUUCCUCUUCAUCUCAUGCAUCAUCUCAACCUCAACCAUUGCCAUUACCCAACUCCUCUCUUCAUCCAUCUUCACAGACUCAUACCCCUCAAGGACCAACUUCAACAACUCCCAGUAAGCUGAACGCCUCUCCUCGGCCCAGUAUCUUAAGGAAGCGUGAUAAUGAAGGUUCACCUAUGAAGGCAGCAAAAAAUUUAACGCCAUUACUUCAGAGCAUGAGUUCAGUCAACCCUAUCCCUGUUGCAAGUCUUCCAAGCUCUGUCCACCCACCAUCCCCACCAUCGCCACCCAAGCGGCCUGACUCUGGUGGACCUCAAUCUAGUGGGUCCACCACCAUAUCUGCUACAUCGUCACCUGGGCAAGAGUCCCCACCUCCUGGUGCCAGUCAGCCUCCGCCUUCAGCUGCAAGCAUCACAGCAGGGCUGCAUGCUGCUGGUUUGCAUGGCACAGAAAUGAGUCCUCGCAAGAAGCCUCGCAAACAACAAUUAACUGGUAAUGAAUUACAAGAACACAAAGCUAGUGACGAAGAAAUGGAAUUCAUGGCUGAAGACAAUGGUGACGAUUUCCCGCUGAAUCCGCAGCCACAAGAACCUCAGCAGCUUCAUCAACAAGUUUUGCAGCAACAGCAGCAAUCUCAGCAACAACAGGCAGCUCUACCACCACCCCCUCCAGCCCCGAGAGAAUUUACUUUGAAACGACCUAAUAUUUCUUUACUUAGCACCUAUAGGUAUUCCUGGAAGUCUAGGAAUAACCACUUUCUACGCCAUAGUGAUGUAAAGCCUAAAGAUGAAAGAAGGCCCUCAGUGAAUGAGUUAGCUUCUCAACGACAUAUUUAUCAACGUCUCAAUGGCUGGAAGGUUCAUCACCUUACUGCUCAGAUGGAAGAUCUGGCUGAUGUGGAGUCUCAAGUUUGCCAACAGUUAGAAGCCAUGCUAGGUGUGAUGGAGAGAAAGGCACAACAAGAUGAAGACAAGGAUGUCAAUAGAGUUAGUGAACUCAUAAAGGGUAAUAUGCAGAGAAGUCGAGUAAUUGCUGAUCAGUUACGUGAAGCAAAAGCCACUGUUAUGAAAAUAUUUGAUCACAAACCCCAUGUAAGUGAUAUUAUUCACCGUAGCUCGGGGAAAAGGGAAAGAAUAUUUAAAAAGAGAGAGAAAUCAUAGUUUUUUUGUAAUUAUAAAGUUUUACCUCUUUAAAAAUUCCUGUAAAUAGUCAUGUUUAUGAAGAACUGUAGUUCAACUUUCUCAACAUAUAAAAAUUAAAAAAUGGAACAAUU